AGGUGUCGGAUUCUUCGUAGGUACGCGGGCGGUUGGCACAACUCUUUAACCCAAGUGCUUAUUCAAUUUCUUAUUACCCCGUACAAUUUUUGCCAGCCAACCCCCAUUCAUGAACUGGAGGUAGUGAGAGGAGUAGGAAAGAACAAAAAAAAAAAAAAAUCAAAGGGCAAAAAGAAACAGUUUGUGGGAGGACUAGAGACAUUUUAAGAAAAAACAUAAAUAAAUAAGAAUAAAAAGAAAGUGAAUUAUAGUUGCAGAACAUGGAGGGAAGGUGAAAGAAAGGGGAGAGUUUGUGUUCCAGAUCUCUCCAUGUUGCUGUGAGUUUGUGUGGCUUGCCAAGCUGUUUCUGCUCUGGAUUUGAAGAAGAAAAGAUUUAAGCAUAACAGGAUAAAUAUAAUGGCAUCCGCAUCCAGGAACCCAUAAAGGAUUUUUGGGUAUAUCUUGCCAAGUUAAAAUUUUAACAUGGAAGAAUUGAGUGCCGGAGUGGUUUCUCCAAUGCUAAUUCACCAUCAACAACUUGGCGGUUGUUUGCCGCAUUCCAUGGCCAAGAAGCGUAGUUUGUCAUUUCAGUCUAUAAACAUGGCACAACAACGGAACCCUUUGGACACCUGGAAUCCCAAGGCUUGGGAAUGGGAUAGCACCAGGUUUCUUGCCAAACGAAAAGAGUAUGAUGGAUUCCAGCCUGGUGCCCGGGCAGAAUUACAGUUGAGAAGAGAUGGAGCUGUGCCAGUGCAGCCAAAGAGAAGGGAGGAACAGAUGGAUGAUCCAAAGAAGACAAUACAUGUGGUUGAAGAUGAUGAGACUCUUAGGUUGAAUCUUGGAGGCACUGGAGGUUGCAAAUUGAAUUCUGCAGAGGAGCUGACGGUACAGCCUAACAAAAGAGUCCGAUCUGGAUCUCCUAAUGGUGGUAACUAUCCGAUGUGCCAAGUUGAUAAUUGUAGAGAAAAUUUGACCAAUGCCAAGGACUAUCACCGGCGGCAUAAGGUUUGUGAGAUUCACAGUAAAGUUAGUAAAGCUUUGGUGCGGGAUCAGAUGCAACGGUUUUGCCAGCAGUGUAGCAGGUUUCACCUGCUUUUGGAGUUUGAUGAGGGUAAGAGGAGUUGUAGGCGCAGACUCGCUGGGCAUAACAAGAGGAGGAGAAAAACUCAGCCUGAGGACACAACACCAAGGCCGUUGCUUCCAGGAAAUAAUGACAAUUCUGGGAAUCGUAACUUAGACAUUGUCAAUUUGCUAGCAGUUCUAGCUUCUGAACAAGGCAAUAAUGACCCAGGGAGCGCUAAUAUCCCAUUGGUACCUGAUAAAGACCAAAUAAUGGAGAUUCUUAGUAAAAUUAAGUCAUUACCCUUGCCAGCUAACUUAGUGGACAAGUUGCCUGCUUCUGGAAGCUCAAGUCAGACCAGUGCCAACCAAUUGUCCCCGGGAUUUAAAGCAAAUGAGAGCAUCUCUUCUCCAUCAACUUUGGACCUGCUUUCUCCACUUUCAGCAACUCCAGCAGCAGGUUCUUCUGAUGCGGUGGACAUUCAAUCGCAAAGAAGCAGUCAGGGGAGUGACACUGAGAGAAGUACAUUGACCUGUGUUGAGAAGGUGAAAUGGCUCAAUUUGCAAGAAAGACCACCUCUAGAGCUUUUGUCAGUUCAAGGGGAUAGAACAAGUGCCAGUUUCCAAUCUACUGAUGAUCUAGAUUUUCAAGUUCACGAGACUCGUUCUCAUCUACCGUUACAGCUUUUUAGUUCUCAAACUGAAGAUGAUAGCCCACCAAGACUUGCAGGUUGUGGCAAAUAUUUCUCUUCUGAGAGCAGUAAUCCUUCAGCAGAGAGGUCGCCUUCAUCUUCACCACAUGUUGAGCAUAAACUAUUCCCCAUGCAGAUAUCAAAUGAAACAGUGAAGCCUCACUGUACUUUUGCUAGUAGGGAGGAGACUCAGGAGAAUAAGAAUCUUAAUGCUACUAAAAAAAGUGGUUGCAUUACAUCUUUAAAGCUUUUUGGAGGUUCAAUAGCUGGAGCAGACAUUGGCUCUAUUCAAAACCCUGCUUAUAGAACAGGAUAUACAUCUUCCUAUGGGUCUGAUCAUUCACCUUCUAGUACGAACUCUGAUGCACGGGAUCGAACUGGACGCAUAAUAUUCAAACUAUUUGAUAAAGAUCCCAGCCACUUGCCUGGGACACUGCGAACCCAGAUUUACAAUUGGCUUUCCAAAAUUCCUUCAGAAAUGGAGAGUUAUAUAAGGCCUGGUUGCAUUGUUCUGUCACUUUAUUUAUCAAUGCCACCUUCUGUCUGGGAGCAACUAGAAGAAAAUCUUUUUCAGUAUGCGAAUGCUUUGGUUAAAGAAGUUGAUCCUCAGUUUUGGGCUAGUGGAAGAUUUUUAAUUCGAACAGACAAGCAACUGGCUUUACACAAAGAUGGGAAUAUCCGUGUAUGCAAAUUAUGGAGAGAGAGAAAGUCCCCAGAAUUGAUAUAUGUCUCCCCCUUGGCAGUUAUCAGUGGACAGGAGAUAUAUCUCACACUUAAAGGGAGAAAUCUGAACUUUCCUGGCACCAAGAUUAAUUGCACACAUGCAGGUGGUUACACAAUAAGGUCGGUUCCUUCAUCAGCAUGCCAAGAAAAUGCCUGUGAGGAGAUAAUCCUAGGCAACUUUGUAAUCGAUGAUACAGAUCCUAGUUUACUUGGUCGUGGUUUUAUUGAGGUUGAAAAUGGGUUUGGAGGAAGUACUUUUCCUGUUAUUAUAGCUGACAAUGCUGUGUGUGAAGAAUUGAGGUGCCUUGAAUCUGAAAUAAUUGAAAUUGUGAAAGUUCCCAAAGCAGUUGAUUUUUGGAUGCCCAGGUCAAGGGAAGAAGUAGUCCAUUUUCUAAAUGAGCUUGGAUGGGUGUUUCAAAGAAAGGGCAAUUCCUCCAUGUUUGAGGGUCCAGAUUUUAUGAUUAGCCGCUUCAAAUUUCUAUUCAUAUUCUCAGUUGAACAUGAUUUCUGUGCAGUGGUUAAAACACUUUUAGAGAUUCUGUUGGAGAUUACCUUGGUUAGAGAAGCAAGUAGGGAAUCAUUGGAGAUGCUCUUUGAACUUCAGCUUUUGAGCAGGGCUGUUAAAAGGAAGUGUAGGAAGAUGGUUGACUUGCUUGUUCACUACUCUAUAUGUGCUUCUGGUGGAAGCCCUAUCAACUAUAUCUUCACACCCAAUCUUACUGGGCCAGGUGGCAUUACACCUCUGCAUUUAGCAGCUUGUACAUCGAAUUCAGAUGACAUUGUUGAUGCUCUGACUAGUGACCCACAGGAGAUUGGGUUGCACUGCUGGAAAUCUGUACUGGAUGAAAAUGGAGUGUCUCCUUGUGCAUAUGCUUCAAUGAGGAAUAACGACUCUUACAACAAGCUUGUGUCUCAGAAGCUUUCUGUGAGAGAAAAGGGCAAAGAAAUAUGUUUAGUGAUUGGAAAUGAAGUGGAAGAAGAGCAGGAGCAUAAACCUCCUACUGCUGCUGCUGCUUGCCAAGUUAACAAGGAACCCAAAUCUUGCUCGAAAUGUGCUUCUGCAGCGAUAAUGAGAUAUAACAGCAGGCCGAGGAGUCCACGAGGAUUGAUGUAUCGUCCCUACAUCCAUUCAUUGCUUGCUAUUGCUGCAGUUUGUGCAUGUGUGUGUAUCUUCUUCCGGGGAUCCCCAGAUAUUGGCUCAGUUGCUCCCUUAAAGUGGGAGAAUUUGGAUUUUGGUGCAAUUUAAUUAGGAUGAAGUAAAUAGUGUACCAGUAAUUCCAUCUAGGCUAAGCUAGCUAGGCUUUUUAUUUUAUAAUCAAGACAGACAAUAAUAUAUAUCUAUAUAUAU
Ipomoea nil (Japanese morning glory) is the source of this 3801-nucleotide messenger RNA. Its product is annotated as squamosa promoter-binding-like protein 14. Gene Ontology annotation, molecular function: DNA binding. Gene Ontology annotation, cellular component: nucleus. The record is from RefSeq and is a predicted model, not a curated record. NCBI's taxonomy places the organism in Eukaryota, Viridiplantae, Streptophyta, Magnoliopsida, Solanales, Convolvulaceae. The transcript has 11 exons. Bases 463 to 3699 code for a protein of 1078 amino acids.